Lagenorhynchus albirostris (white-beaked dolphin) is the source of this 2179-nucleotide messenger RNA. It is a transcript of the gene RDH13, whose product is annotated as retinol dehydrogenase 13. The record is from RefSeq and is a predicted model, not a curated record. The transcript is spliced from 7 exons. The coding region runs from base 137 to 1141 and encodes 334 amino acids. Gene Ontology annotation, molecular function: oxidoreductase activity. Lineage: Eukaryota; Metazoa; Chordata; Mammalia; Artiodactyla; Delphinidae.
AGCCGAGGGUUCCAGCCCGGUCUGCACUUCCCCACGUGCAUCCCAGGCAGCGCGCUCCUAGGACUGAUCCCGGGCGCGGGUCUGCGGGCGGCUGCAGUGGGACCCCUCCCCCCACUGCCACCGGCUCCGGCCCGUAAUGAAUCGCUACAUUCUGCCGCUGUCCGCGCUGGGUACAGCGGUGGGUGGCGCCGUGCUGCUCAAGGACUUUGUCGCUGGCGGGGCUUGUCCCAGCAAGACCACCAUUCCCGGGAAGACCGUCAUUGUGACCGGCGCCAACACGGGCAUCGGGAAACAGACGGCCUUGGAGCUGGCCAGAAGAGGAGGUACCAUCAUUCUGGCCUGUCGAGACUUGGAGAAGUGUGAGGCAGCAGCCAAGGAGAUUCGAGGGGAGACCCUUAAUCACCGCGUCAACGCCCGGCACCUGGACUUGGCCUCCCUUAAGUCCAUCCGAGAGUUUGCAGCGAAGAUCAUUGAAGAGGAGGAGCGAGUGCACAUCCUGAUCAAUAAUGCAGCUGUGAUGCGGUGCCCCCACUGGACCACCGAGGACGGCUUUGAGAUGCAGCUUGGCGUUAACUACCUGGGUCACUUCCUUUUGACGAACUUGCUGCUGGACAAGCUGAAAGCCUCUGCUCCUUCGCGCAUCAUCAACCUCUCGUCCUUGGCCCACGUUGCUGGGCACAUAGACUUCGAGGACUUGAACUGGGAGAAGAGGAAGUAUGACACUAAGGCAGCCUACUGCCAGAGCAAGCUGGCCAUUGUCCUCUUCACCAAGGAGCUGAGCCGGCGGCUGCAAGGCACGGGUGUGACUGUCAAUGCCUUGCACCCUGGCGUGGCCAGGACAGAGCUGGGCAGACACACGGGCAUGCACAGCUCCACCUUCUCCAGCUUCACGCUCGGGCCCAUCUUCUGGCUGCUGGUCAAGAGCCCCCAGCUGGCGGCCCAGCCCAGCACCUACCUGGCUGUGGCGGAGGAGUUGGAGGGCGUUUCUGGAAAGUACUUUGAGGGACUCAAAGAGAAGGCUCCGGCCCCGGAAGCUGAGGAUGAGGAGGUAGCCGGGAGGCUUUGGGCUGAAAGUGCCCGCCUUGUGGGCUUGGAGAUGUCCUAUGGAUCCUCUGAGAGGGGACAGCGCCUCCCCAAAUAACUCCUUGGAGCAGGUAUGAAAGCCACCAGGGAGGCAGUCACCAAGGUGGAACAGCAACCAACCAAAGCUGGUGGCCAUGCCCGAAGCACCCUCUGGGUGGCAGUAUUGGCCAAGGAAUGCUGGCUGACAUGGCCACUGCACCCUCUAGGUAGCAGUCUUGGCCAAAGAAUGCUGGCUGCCAUGCCUGCAGCGUCCUCUAGGUGGCAGUAUUGCCCCUUUUCUGGCCACAGUGGAUUGGACAGCCCGUGAGCACUUGACCCAGGGGCUGGCUGGUACAGUGUGCCCUGCUGCCAACAGGUGAGCUGGGCCAUCAGAUGCCUCCCUUGGGAAUCCAAACCAGGAAUUUUGGGGUGCGGCAUCAGCUCCCUCUGGUGUGGGCCGUGUGGGGGACUGGAUGGCCAUGGGCAAAUUGUCUGGCUGACGCUUGAGUUCAUGGUCCCCCGUUGGACCUUGCACACCUCCAGUCUCCUCUUGAGCCUUGGUUUCUCCAGCUGUAAACUGUGCAGAAUAACCUGACUACCUCAUUGGAUGGCCGUGAGUUAUCGCUGGGCUUGGAGAAUGGCCGCUGCAUAUUCCUUGCCGUUGGAUGUUUACUGAGGACCUUCUGUGUGCCAGGCCCUGGCAAGGCGCUGGGGAUGCCCUCCAGGAACAGACCGACUCAGACCUGGCCUUGCUAUCGCCGCGUCACGCCGGGGACAGCAUGGUGGGGAGGAACCACUGAGGAAACAGGAUGCCUGGGAUCACGACCUUCCCUCCCAUCCCCACUCGCCAGCUGCCAUGCUGUGGGCGGCCCUUGGAGGGACCCGAAGUGGGCCUCUCUGGGCUGAACGCAAGGAGCGAACAGUUCUGAGAGAAAGACAGAUACCAUAUGAUAUCAUCGUAUGUGGAAUCUAAUUAAAAAAUGACACAAACGAACUUAUUUACAGAACAGAAACAGACUUACAGAUAUCAGAAAACAGACUUACGGUUCCCAAAGGGGAAACGUGUGUGUGAUGGGGAGGUUGGGAUUGACAUACACACACUACUAUAUAAGAUAGC